AUGAGCUUGCCUUUUGACCAGAGCGAUGUCGAUUAUGCAGGGUUUGAUGACACCGAAACGAUGCAUUCGCGAUCACCUUAUCGGCGGCCACGCAUCCGAAAGUCUCGGGGUCGCGGCUUGCGAACGAGGAACGGAUGCGUGCAAUGCAGGAAACGGCAUUUGAAAUGUGAUGAGGUUAAGCCAAUAUGCGGCGCUUGUGCCAGAAAGGACAAUACCUGCGAGUUCGCCAGCUCGGGCCGCCACAGCACCAACGUUUCGGUCUCUAACAGGGCCUUCUCGAAGGCUACCCCCAAACUACCCGCAGAGCAUAUAUCAUCUCCGGUGGAGAAUAGCGAGCAUGCAUCGAGUACAGCUCAGACGGACCAGGUGCUAUUUGAACCCCCUGAAGCUACUAUCCCAGCCGGGCCUAGUUCCGCAGUCGAUACCAACCCCUCUCCGCUUGUCGAGUUUGAUCAAUCUACGGGAGACCAAAUUAAUUCGACUGAAAAUCCAUUCGCUAUUCCAGAUAACUAUUUGUCACCUUCCAACGCAUCGUCUGCGGCUGUACGAUGGUUCGGGCUACUGGCGAAUGAUGCGGCUCGAGACAGCUCAACAGUGUGGACGAUCCAAAAUUCCUGGGCGAACCAAAGUCUCUCGUUGGACCACUGCGGUUCUGAUGAUCAAGCUCAACUUAGCUCGCUACAACGCGCCACUCAAGUACUGGACGGCCCUUCCAUAUACGGGAGUCACGACCUGACGCAUGUUGGUGCGCCGGGAGCAAGCCCGCUUGAAGAAGAGCAGAUUUGGCAGUCACGGGAGCCAAUUGAUCUUUUGCCAGCUGAGGCAACCUUGUUUGGACAUUUUGUAGAUCGAGUCAGCCCCUGGAUAGAUUUGUUUGACCCCAUGGCCCGAUUUUCUACGCUCGUUGCACACCUGGCUAAACUGCAGAUACACAAUGCCGGCCUGAUGAAUGCUAUACUCGCUCUCGCAUAUCGACAUCUAGCUUUGAAUCCACGUCUGAAUAACCAUAACGCUCCAAAUAAAGAGGACUCGGCUCUUCAAUAUUAUUAUCAGACCCUCCACUAUGUCCAAAAAGCUAUGCGAUACUCUGGGUACAAAAGAAGUCUAGAGCUGCUCGCGACCACAUUGAUCAUCUCCGCCUACGAGAUGCUUGAUAACUCCACGAAAGAUUGGGAGAGGCAUCUAGAAGGCGUCUUCCUAAUACAAAGAUCACAGACCAUUCAUGGGGAGUCUGGGGGCCUACAUUCGGCCGUUUGGUGGGCGUGGCUUUGUCAGGACAUCUGGGCGGCUUUUCGUGAGAAACGCAAAACUCUUACAUUUUGGGUUCCGCAGAAGCCGCUUUCUGUAUUGUCACCAUAUGAGCUUGCAACACGCUCAAUAUACAACACGGCGAAGGUUAUCAGCUACGCCGCUGAGGCUGCGACUGAGGCAGUCAUCGGACGCCGAGCUGAAGAGGCGACCCGCCUCCGCCGGAUGUUGGGUGAUUGGCAAGAGCAUCUGACCAUUGAAUUUUCUCCGCUGCCACUUGGCUCACGCCAGCAAUCGUCGUACUUUCGACCAAUUUGGAUCCAUCCACCUGUAUUUGCUGUGGCGCUUCAAUUCUUCAGUGUAUCAAAUAUCCUAUUGCUUGCUCAUGAGCCUAGUUUGGGAGGCAUGGAGCAGUACCUCGAACGGCAAAGAGUUAUCAAGCGCUGCGUAGAGAAUGUCUGUGGUAUUGCUGUUACACUGAAAGACGACCCCUCUAGUCUCAUGUCAUCGCAAGCUGUAUAUAUUGCGGGGAAGCUUACUCAAGACCAAUAUGCCCGAGAAGCUAUAUUAGAGCUACUAGAGUCCAGUCGUGAGCGGAGUGGUUGGCCAAUUCGAUCCUUGGGAGAGGAACUGCAGCAUUUCUGGGAAGAACACGAGCCGACAAAACCGCAGCUGUCUCGAACUUAG
Messenger RNA from Penicillium waksmanii, 1935 nucleotides. RefSeq names its product Zn(II)2Cys6 transcription factor domain-containing protein. The record is from RefSeq and is a predicted model, not a curated record. Gene Ontology annotation, biological process: positive regulation of transcription by RNA polymerase II. Gene Ontology annotation, cellular component: nucleus. The coding region runs from base 1 to 1935 and encodes 644 amino acids. The transcript has 6 exons. Gene Ontology annotation, molecular function: zinc ion binding; transcription cis-regulatory region binding; DNA-binding transcription factor activity, RNA polymerase II-specific. Lineage: Eukaryota; Fungi; Ascomycota; Eurotiomycetes; Eurotiales; Aspergillaceae.